Molecule: messenger RNA, 780 nt
Organism: Tupaia belangeri chinensis (Chinese tree shrew)
Lineage: Eukaryota; Metazoa; Chordata; Mammalia; Scandentia; Tupaiidae
Product: oocyte-secreted protein 3-like
Exons: 5
Coding region: 1-618 (205 amino acids)
Source: RefSeq, a predicted model, not a curated record
AUGUUAAAACAGGAUCUAUUUCCAAAGAGCUCAGAUUUCACAAAGACCCCAGAUAUUAGGGAACUUAGUGCCUGGUAUGAGUGCCCUAAUAACAACAGACCUCUGCUCACCAAAGAGGCUCAAGGACAUGACCGCUGUGGUUCUUUCUCAGUGUUGGUGGAAUGCAACCGUUUUAAUUUCCGUGCUAUAGUUAAAAGAGCACUGUUUUAUACCGACGAAUUGGUAGGUCCUGAUGAGUUAUUUCUAGGGACUGGCUGUCAGGCAAUUCACGUGCGACUAGAUGAAAUGGAGUUUGACUAUCCUGUUACUCUCUGUGGCAUUGAAACACAGCUUUUCUAUGAUGGAUUUGUCAUUCAUUCCUGGCUUACCUACACACCAAGGAAUGAAUCCAUUUCUGCUGAACUUCGCUUGCAGUGCGUACUUCCCAGCUCCUAUGUCUCAUCUGAGGAAACCCCUAGCAAUACUGAAAUGAACAAAACAAUCGCCCUACCACCUCCUGCUCAGCACUGGUUCCUGAUACAGUACAGAUACUGUAUGAGAUGUGACUGUGCUCACUUCAGAGAUAACUGGUCAAGGCCUUUUUAUGGACCACACAAUCACUCUCUUCAAAGGCAUUAGAGCCAUCCUUUCAUCUUUGAAUUUUAGAAGACUGAGCCUUUGGAAUUCAGUAGCAACAUAAAGUAACCCAGUUUAAUGAUGUAAUGUGGUAUUUUAUUUUUAUAUAUUUGUGUGUUUUUAAUUCAUUUUAAUCCAUUGUAAUCCAGUUUAUGAUGCCUUUGA